This is a messenger RNA of Penaeus chinensis, 3879 nucleotides long. RefSeq names its product glycerol-3-phosphate acyltransferase 4-like. Gene Ontology annotation, molecular function: glycerol-3-phosphate O-acyltransferase activity. Bases 1722 to 3059 code for a protein of 445 amino acids. The record is from RefSeq and is a predicted model, not a curated record. Lineage: Eukaryota; Metazoa; Arthropoda; Malacostraca; Decapoda; Penaeidae. Gene Ontology annotation, biological process: triglyceride biosynthetic process. The transcript is spliced from 7 exons. Gene Ontology annotation, cellular component: endoplasmic reticulum.
AUAACUGUUUGCGACAAUUUUGGUGUUGAUGGAUUCUUCUCUCUCUAUUAUCCAGACUGACAUAUGGGAGCACCAGAUGCUGAGUCUGUCCAACACUAUUGUGUUGUAUAUGCAUAGUGGAUUCUUUUUUAUCCAGACCAGUUUUCUGUACAUCAUUUGUAAUUUAGCCUGUAAUUUCUGUGUUACUAUUCAUUCCCUCCCAUACUAUUGGGCCAAGAUUUUGGGUAUUGGGGGGGGUUUCUGCUGCAUAAGUUUGAUUUAUUUGGAUAGUAGAGGGUGAGAGGAAAUCAUCGAUACCAAAAUUGUUAUGAUCAGUUAUGUGAAGGUAUACAGAAAAAUUACCAAUUGUAUAAAUAGCCCUAAAAUUCAAUACAAAGGCCGUGCAUCACUGACACUACAAGAAUGGAUACUGAUGGAUGUAUUUGAUAUAUAUGGAUUAUGAUAGUUAUUUUUCAGAAUACCUUCACAUAACCUAUUGUGACAAUUUGGUAUCGAUGGAUUCCUCUCACUCUUUACUAUCCAAAUAUAUUGAAAUUAUGCAGUAGAAAUACCCCCUAUUAGUGCCAAUCUUGGUCUCAAUAAAACGGGAGAGCAUGAAAGGUACCAGGGAAAUUACAGGGUAAAAUAUGAGUAUUAUGAGAGGGAGCUGUACCCCCUGUGACCCCCCCUCCUAUGGGGUUACCGGCCCCAAACUACCACAAUGGAAGACAAAGAAUCCUCCACAUAUUCAUGGCAGAGUAGAGCAUAAAACUGAUAUGUGGGAGUGCCUAUUGGAGAGGUUGGGGGGUUGCAGAGGUUGCAGCCUGUUGCAUUCAGCAGUAUAGUGAGGUAUUAUCUUCAUUAUAUUAUAUUGUUAGUUUACUCUGCAAUUUCUCUGGUGCCUUUCAUGCCCUCCCCUGCUAUCCAUGAUGUGGGAAUUGGGGAGGUUCUGUGGCAUAAUUCUCACAUAUAUUUGUAUUAGAGGGUGAGAGGAAUCCAGUGAUAACAAAAUUGUUGCUAUCAGUUAGGUGAAGAUAUAGUGAAAAAUUAGCAUUGUCAGUGGAAACUAAGUGUAUCUACAAUAUUGGUGCUAGUGAUGGGCAGAUCUGAACUUUUUGGGAAUCAAUUACUUUGAUUACUUUUGUGAGUUUUAUUGCUUUCCCCUGGAAAUAGAUUGUUCAAUAGAUAGAUUAUAGAUUAUAAUGUACACAUUUAUGGUUUUAGUGUGUGUGUGUGUUUGUUUUUGUGUUGAAACAGUUACUGUUGCCCUUUCCCUCCAUAUUUCCCCACCAUCACCCAAACAUCCAGGUGAUAAUUGGCAUGAUGGAGCAAGUUUCAGAAAGAAAAACACAUUUUCCCGCAAUUUUAAGGAACGGGGAAAUCAGGAGCGGUCAUGAUGGCCAACUGAUCAAUUCCUUGCUGGCUGAGCACAUGUGGAGCCAUCUGAAUGGAAUUCACAAAAAACUACAGGGGACAGAGCAUAUAUCCGUUGUCAUUAGGUUAAGAUGUGUCAGCAUGUGUGGAGUAUUACGGAAGAGUAAAAUCCAGUCAAGAUUGUUUUAUUUGUCACCCUAAUGUGUUGAUGUUCCUGAAAUAUCUAUGUAUAUAUACACACAUACACACAUAUAUUUUGUGGACAGAUGUAAAAAGUAAUAGUGUUUUUAAAAGGGUGUGAGUUUCUGCCUUUUAUAUAAAUUUUCAAAGGUAGAAUAUAUUUGUGACUUGAUAUCUAAGCCUACAACAUGGAGCUCAUGUACAAUGUCUUAUGGGGGAUUUAUGUCUCAGUCUUUCUUAUGCUUGUGCUAUUGGCCUCCUUACAUGAGCAUCUUAACCUGCGCAAGCUUUACACUGAAAUCCUGCUCAAGCUCUUUGCCUUUGGCCAAGAGCGUGUAGAGCGAAAGCGAUUCAAGGCAAGUGGCAGUGAGGCAGAUGAACCCGACUCCCCAGUAGAUGAAGGAAAGAGACCCAUCCUCUCACCAGACAAUCCUCAGGCUCUGGGCAUCAGGGAUGAUAUCAAGGGAUUCCACCUUGACUAUGUCCUUGAGUACAUAACUGCAGGGAUGGUGGCUAUCAUGGAUGAUUCCCUAACCAAGUGUUUUGAGCCAGAGGAGCUGCCUGUCUGGAACCUUCUUUCACGCACCAACAACAGAUCAUAUGAGUUUGUCUCCUUCCGGUUAACCAUGUGCUGGAUCCUUGGAUUCUUCUUUAGGUACUUUGUCCUCCUUCCACUGCGAUUGAUUAUCCUCUUGAUGGGGAUUCUGCUGCUGUGCAUCUCCAUGACCUUUGUGGGUAUCUUUCCUGAAGGCAAACUGAAGCGCUGGAUGAAUGGCAAGCUGCUUGUGUUCUGCUUUGAUUUUAUUGCUGGCUCACUGUCCCUUGUAGCCACCUUCUACAAUGAAGAGAACAAGCCAAAGAAUGGGAUUGCUGUUGCCAACCAUACAUCUCCCAUUGAUUCCUUGGUUUUGGCCACCAACAACUGCUAUGAUAUGGUUGGCCAGAAACAUGAGGGGACACUGGGAAUCAUAAUGUCUGUCCUCAGCAGAGCUUCAACGCACGUCUGGUUUGAACGCACAAAUGCAAAGGACAGAUCUUUUGUUAUAAGAAGACUUCAAGAACAUGCACAUGAUCCCAACCUUCCCCCCAUUCUCAUCUUCCCAGAAGGUGUAUGUGUUAACAACACAUCAGUUAUGCAGUUUAAGAAAGGAGCCUUUGAGGUCAAUUCUGUGGUCUAUCCUAUCGCCAUUCGCUUUGAUGCUCGUUUUGGAGACCCAUUCUGGUGGCAGGACAAAUUCUUCCACUUUAUCCUCUACAUGUUGACGUCUUGGGCAAUUGUGUGCAAUGUUUGGUAUCUUCCCCCAAUGGAGAAGAAGCCAGGCGAGUCUGCUAGUGCUUUUGCAGACAGGGUCAAAGCCAAAAUUGCCCAUCAAGGUGGAAUGAUAGACCUUACUUGGGAUGGCUUCUUGAAGUCAAAACCAGUGAAGGAGGAAUGGAAGAAGAGACAACAAGAGGAAUUCGCAAAGCACCUCAAGGCCCAAUAUGGUACUUAUAUCAGUGAUUGCGAUAAAAAGAAGGAAGAAUAGUAAAGUACUUUGUUCGGCCAUUGACUACUGGAUCCUGCCUUCUUAGAAAUUAGAUUCUCAGGAUUAUUUUGCGAAUCCAGUUACUGAAACACAUGACUCCUUAAGAUGUGUGAUGAUGAGAGAUUUAACAGAGGUUCUAUUAUUUUAAAAGAGGACAGCUGCAUAUAGGCUUCCAGAGAUAGAACAGGUCCAAUGUUCGUGUGGACAGCCAUUCUUACUGUCAAUUCCAGACACCAUUAGUGCCUCAGAGUGUGUAAUCAUACAGGAUGCAACUAUGAACUGAUAUGAUUUAAAUUUAGCUUUAAAUUCCAUAUGUUCAUUUAUAUUUGUAUUUGGGAUGUUUUCUUCUCAGAUUUAUUUGUCUGCUGUUGAUGUUUUACAUGUAAUAGAAGUGAUCUGGAAAAUGUAAGACUGUGAUCAUGUGAGUUAGUAUAUAUAGGCUGUGUUUAGGUAGGUCAGUGUUUUAUUAAUAGUAAAUUGGCAUAUCCAGUGUAAGUCUAAAUCUAGGCUCCUGUAGCUUACAUUGUUCCUUUUGUAGUUUCUGUAGACAAAAGCAAUUUUUGUUAAGUUCAAGCCUGUGAAUAAUUUAUAAGGGCAUAAAUUCUUUUGGUUAAGCUUAGUCUGGUAACUGCAUCAUUAUAGCAUUCUGUAGUCUGCGUAGACUGCUGCACACAGUAUUGCUGUUGGAAACAAGUUGUAAUAUUUUUAAUGCAGUAUAAAUUCUUUGUAAAGUUCAGUAACUGCAGUUAGGUACUUGCUAGUUAAAUAAGAUAUAAAUCUAAAAUAGGCUGGCAGGUAAGAGGUUAGAUGUGCAACACAA